Messenger RNA from Penicillium canescens, 1113 nucleotides. RefSeq lists its product as uncharacterized. The transcript is spliced from 2 exons. Lineage: Eukaryota; Fungi; Ascomycota; Eurotiomycetes; Eurotiales; Aspergillaceae. The record is from RefSeq and is a predicted model, not a curated record. The coding region runs from base 1 to 1113 and encodes 370 amino acids. Gene Ontology annotation, biological process: cell wall modification. Gene Ontology annotation, molecular function: pectinesterase activity.
AUGCUAGGUUCCAUUUAUCUUGUCCUCGCGGCAUCUUUGGCCGUCUCACAAGCCCUCCAAGGCUCUCCCGCUACUCAGACCUGCUCGGACCCAUGGGCAAGAGUCUCACCCGCAAAAGGCGCGGUGGUGGUGGACAACAGUGCCAGUCCGUACCCAGGCUCGCUCUCUACCGUGCAGGCUGGAGUUGAUGCUCUAAAUAGGACGACUACCAUCCCGCAGACUCUCUUUGUCUUCCCCGGGACCUACGUCGAACAGGUCUAUAUUCCACGUCUUAAGUCCAACUUGACCGUCCAGGGGUAUACAUGCAACUCCAAGGGAUAUGAGCAAAAUACGGCCACGAUUACCUAUAAUCUGGCCCUCAUCAACACCACCAGUGAUGACAAGACCGCGACCUUGCGCCAAUGGAACCCCAACACGAAGGUGUACAACAUGAAUAUUGUCAACACCUUCGGCCAUAUUCUGAAGAAUGGUCAAAAUCUGGCCGUGUCUGCAGAGACCACCGGUCAGGGUUACUACGGUUGCCAGCUGAUCGGGUAUCAGGAUACUUUGCUUGCCGAAACUGGUUCCCAGCUCUACGCCAAAAGCCUGAUCGUUGGGGCUGUCGACUUCAUUUUUGGAGAGACGGCCCUGGCGUGGUUCGAAGGCAUUGACAUCCGCACCAUUGCUACCGGAUGCAUCACUGCUUCGGGCCGUAGCAGCGCCAGCAACCCGUCAUGGUACGUGAUCAGCCGUUCGAACGUCUCUGGAAUCAACGACACGAUUCCGGCGGGUACCAGCAACCUCGGUCGUCCCUGGGGAUCUUUUGCCCGUGUCGUCUUCCAGGAGACCUAUCUGGGCAAUGUCGUCGCCGCUGCAGGCUGGAAGCAAUGGUCGACCAGCACCCCCAACAUCGCCAACGUUACUUUUGCCGAGUACAACAACUCCGGUCCUGGAUCUGUUCUAGAAGAAAGGCCCCGAGCGGAUUUCAGCGAACAGUUGACUGCGCCCGUUUCGAUCCAGUCCAUUCUCGGUGAGAAUUUCAAAGAUGAGUGGUGGAUCGACACCAGCUAUCUUGAUCCGAGUGAUAUGAGAGCAGUGAGAGUUGGUGAGAGUUGGUCUGACUUAUCCAAGUAG